Messenger RNA from Darwinula stevensoni, 692 nucleotides. The record is from the annotation of a GenBank genome assembly. Lineage: Eukaryota; Metazoa; Arthropoda; Ostracoda; Podocopida; Darwinulidae.
UAGCUCAUUUCUUGGAUUAGGCCAUGGCACUGUUUCCUUGGGGAAUGUGGCCUCAACGCGACUGGUGGAGAGAAACGGACCCCGUCACUCGCCUCUUUGAUCAACAUUUCGGCAUGGGCCUGAUGAACGACGAUCUCCUGGCCCCACCCACCUACCACCCUUUCUAUAUUAUCGCCAGUCGAUCGAAUCGCGACCGACUCAAGUCGGGCGUGAGCGAAGUGGUCAAUGACAAAGACAAAUUUCAGGUGAACCUGGACGUGCAGCAGUUCACCCCGGAGGAGAUCAGCGUGAAAACGGUGGAGAACUCGGUUGUGAUCGAGGGGAAGCACGAGGAGAAGCGAGACGAGCACGGAUUCAUCUCUCGCCACUUCCAGCGACGAUACCUCCUUCCUGAGAAUGUCCGGCCGGAGAGCAUCCAGUCCUCCCUCUCCUCCGAUGGAGUUCUCACCGUCACCGCUCCCAAAAUGGCCAUCGAAGGCGCCCUGAAUGAGCGGAUGGUCCCCAUCACCCGGACAAACCAGCCGGCCAUGAUCGAAGGCGAAGAGAAGGCGGAUCGGAAGGAAUGAGGUGGAAAUGCGUCUGUUUUCUUUUCCCUCUCGAGAACUAACCGGACGAUAUGAACCAUUGUGCGGUAUUUCUUUCAGGUAUUUUUGCGUCUGGAGUGUUUUUUCUGUGCUUCUGGAGUGCCCUGC